AUGUUGUUUAAAGUUGUUUUUCUGACAUGUUUAUUGUUAAUUAAAUUUUUCAUACAACCAACAACAUGCGCUCUAUCAAACAAUAUACAAAAUCUUGAAUUUGAUGAUAUUACAACACUAUGGGAUAAAUUUCCAUCCAUUAUUGAUAAAAUUAAAGAGACUGUUAAUAGAUUUCGUUGUCCAAAAGGAUGGAAACGUUUAGGUGGCUCAUGUUAUUAUCUUCCUAAUUUUACAUCGACAUAUAUUACUGCAAAUCAUACAUGUAAUCAUCUUCAUUCUAAUCUUUCAAAUCUUAUACAAAUACGAAAUGCUGUUGAAUUAUUCUAUGCUGCUCAUGUUUUAGCAAGAAAUGAUUUAUCAUCGUUGAUGGUUUCUAUCGAUCCAAAUUUAUUCAAAGGUAAAAAAAUUGCUGAAGUGUUGAUGAAUGAUCAAGGUCGAUGGAAUCGAAUGAAAUCAAAAUUUCAUGAAGUACGUGUUAAAUAUCGAAAUUUAAGACAAAAAAUUGUUGAUCGAUUAAGUUCAACUGGUUUACGUAUAUUAACACGUUCGAAAAAAAUUAAACAAACACAAUCUCAACAACCAUUGAUUCAUGAUGAAAAUCAAGUCAAUAAUAAACAAUCAAAUAUAACCAAUAUAAGUUUUUCAAAUGAAACAACAAUAAAUAUAGGCUUAAUUAUUAAUAAUAGUAAUAAUAAUGAUGAUGAUGAUGAUGAAUAUGAAUAUGAUGAUCUUGAUUCAUCAGAUGAAAGUGAUGAAUUUGAACAGAUUGAUGAUAUUCAUGGUAUUUGCGAUCAAGUUGCUUGGAAUGCUUUAGAUGAUAGUUCAACUGUUUACAUUCUAACAACAUAUAUUGUAUCAGAUAAAAUUGUCUGUUCAUUAAGUGAUGUUGAAUCUAACACUGAAUAUCAUCAUAUUUGUGAAUAUGUGCUUGAUUUUUGUUUUGCAAAUAUUAUUUGUGGUAAACAUGGACAUUGUGUCAAUACAUUAGCAGGUUUCAAAUGUUCCUGUUCAUUUUUGUAUGGUGGUCUUCUUUGUGAGAAAAUCUCAGAACAUGGUCGACAAAUUGUAAUCAGUCUUAUCUUUAUUCUAAUUCUGAUUGCUUUAUCAUUCAAACCAAUUCGAGGUUCAUUAUGGUUUAUUGUUAAAAAAUGCAUUAAAUGUUGUAAAAAAUAUCGUCAAGGACGUGAACAAAGAAAAACAGAUAUCAGUGAUGAUAGACAACGCCUCGUACUCAGCGAUAGAUCAGAUAAUGAUAUAAAACUUACUGAUGCAGCACAUUUACAACAAGUCAAUGAAACAUAUAAUCUACAAGAACGUCGACCGACGAUUGCUCAAGAAAUUAUAGAAUUUCUUUUACCAAGAACUUCAAAUCCAUUAUUAAAUCCAAUUAAACGUAAUCUUGUUCGUAGUAUCUGGGUUGGUGUUUUAAGUAUAUCAUUUUUAUCAAUCUUAUUUCUAAUAACAACAAUAAUGUAUUUGAAAUCAUUUGUAUUUUAUAUAACUGAUGAAAAAGAAGGAGAAUUCUCAAUUAAUGAUACAAUUCAUUUAGUUAAACAAUGUGAAAGUAUAUCAGAUUAUCGACGAGGAAAUUUAAUAUUUUCUCCUUUUGCAUUGACUUUAAUAUUUAUUUUUUCUUGGUCAAUAAAACGAGAUAGAUUAUGUAAAGAUAUGUGUGAUGGUCGACCUGGUUUAUUAUCACCUAUUGAACCAUUUCGUACAGGAAAUCGUUUUACAACAGCAACUGUUUUUGGAAUUAUUGCAUAUGAAGUAUUAAAAAUUUUUGAAGAAUUACUUUUUAGCGCUGGUGAACCAUCACAUCAAGGUGUACUUGUUGAAUUAUUGCAACGAAUAGCUGUAGUCAUUCUUGUCGGACUUCGAUAUUAUCCGGUGCUUGCUUCUUUACAAUUACGAAAUAUUGUUGCUCGUUUUUUCUCUUGUUUAUAUAUACUCUGUGAUAUUAUAUAUACAAUUGUACGAGAAGGUUCAUGUAUGGGUUUUCUACCAUUAUCAGGACAAUAUACGGUUGUGGAAGAAGCAAAACUUCGAAGAGAACUUGGCACAUGGUUUAUUAUCUAUGGUUUAAUAAAAAAUAUUCCACAUUUCUUUUUUCUAUCAUAUAUUGGUGCUGAAUUAUGUGUACGUUUUAUAUAUGAUUCUCUAUAUGUGCCAAUAAAAAAAAACAAAAGUAUUUGGUCAGCAUCUAUCGUACAAUCAGAUGAAUCAGAAUUUGCACAAUAUUAUGUUACAAAAUUAUUUCGACGUAAUCGUUCUAUAUCUCGAAUACUUCCACAACAAAAUACAAAUAUGGAUAAUCUAAUUGAUUAUCAAUAUGAAACAAAUCAACAAAAUAUAAAUAAUCAAUCACGUAUUAAAAAAUUUUUUGAUUUUUUCUAUUAUUGGGAUGAUGAUUUUCGUUUUACAACAAUAGCAACUUGUACUUAUUCAGUAGCUUUUGUUUUUCUUUAUUAUUUGGCAUGUACAUUUUUUUUUCUAUAUACUUCAAGAACAACAGGACAUAUUUCAUUUAUCAGAUAUUAUAUUGAACAUUCAGCAAAUGUUGAAUUAAAUGAUUCAUUUACUUUGCAACGUGAAAUAAUAUUAAGUGCUAUUAUAACGGCAAUUAUAUACGGAUUUCAAUUAUUUGUUGGAAUGCAAAAUUAUAAAAAACAUAAAUUACAAUUAUAUCAAGGUAUAUAUGUUGAUGUUCCACCAGCAACAAAUUUUAAACGAAGUUCAAUUGCAUCAAAUUCUGUACAUUAUUCUGGUUUUCUUGUUGGAUAUAUGGCAUGGGGUUUUGUUAUUUGUUUUCAUUUAAUACUUUUAAUAUUAAUUGGAAUAAAAAUUCUUUCAUUACAAAUUCGUCAAAUUGAAUUAGCACUUGCUAUUAUUGUACCUAUACUUGUUAUUUAUUUAUUAAAAAUGCUUAGUAUGACAUCAGCUGGAAAAUUUAUAUUUAUACAAAAAUUAGAUAAUAAAUUAAAUUUAAAAAGUCGUAAAACUUAUGCAAUAUUUGUUUAUUUUAGUUUUUUUGCUGAUUGUUUUCUUGGUAUGGCUUCAUGUAUUAUUCGAUUGAUUAAAGCAACAUUUCUUAAUGUAGUAUUUAUGGCUCGACUUGAUUGGAGUUUUCUGGGAAGACCAUUAGAAAAAUUUGACCUUGGUUUUGCUGCUUAUGUUUCGUAUUUGCAUAUGGAAGUAACAUAUACAAAUCCAGUAAUGCUUGCUUUUUGUUAUUCACUUUAUGAUGAUAUCAUUCAACGACGACCAAAAAAGUGUUAUGAUGAUGAAUGUUGUAUUGCACCAGGUGAACUUGAUGAUGACGAUGAUAUUGAAGCCCUAGGAAAGAAUCAAAUACAAAAAAAUAGAUCAAAUUUAACACGAAAUUCGCCACCAGUUACAUACAGACGGCGAAAUAACAAUGAUGAAUCAGCACAAGUCGAUACUAAUUCUAGUAUUGAUGAAACAAUAUUGAAAAGAAUAUCACAAAUAGAAAGAAAACGACAGCAACGAGAUCCUUCCAUAACAGAAAUAAUACCGAAAACAGAAUCGCAACGCACAUCAAUAAUAUCUACUAAAGAAAAUCAAAAGAAUAUUGAUACAAAAACGAAACAACAACAACAGCAACAGUCAAAUAUUAGGAAUGAAGACAAAAAAAGUAAUGGUUCGAGUACUUCUGGAUCUAUUUCACAACAACAAUCGUCAUCUAGUCUUGCUCCUCAAGUACCAAUUCGUGAAGAUCUACCAUUUGACCACGAUGAAAGUGAUGAUGAUGAAAGUUUGAAACAAAAACCAUUUCCUAGUACUAUAAAACAUAUUUCACAAAAAAAAUCACGUUCAACAUCAAUUCCACAAUCAUCAAAAAUAAAUAUAGAUAAUCAAACAGACGAAGAUGAAGAUGAAAGUAUAUCAAAACCAAAGUAUAAAAGUAAAGAAAAGAAACAGAAAAAAUUAAUAAAAUCACAAAUUCACGAAGAUGAAGAUGAAGACAGUAGUCUAUCUAAACAAAUAACAGUAGCAGCUGAAAAGAAGAAACAACGAUCGGAAACAAGAAAAAAGACAUCACAACAAACAACGAUGAUUGAAGACAAUGAUGAUGAUGAUGAUGGCACAUCGAAACAACAACAACAUUCUAACAAAACGAAAAUUUCACAUAAAGCAAAGAAAAACAUUGCAAAAGAAGAUGAUGAUAGUGCGAGUAUUAGUAAAACUUCUAAUACUAAUAAAAUAAUCAUUCCAUCUAAACAACGUACAGUGGAUAAUCGAAUAAUGAAAGAAGAAUCAUCAUCGGAUGAUACUUUUAAUAGUACUACGCGAUCAUCUAAACAUCAACAAGAUAAAACUUCAACAUCACAUGAAACCGUUAAUCGUAAAGGACGAAAAAAGCCUGAUACAAGUCAAAAUAUACAAGCUAACAAACCGAUAGAGAAAUCUCAUAAAAGCACAGUUCUAAAAGAAAAAAAAAGUGCUGAUGUACAAGCAACAACAGUCUAUUCUCCACCAUCAUAUAAUUUAGCAACAAGUCCAAUUGAUUUAUAUCUUUUACGAACAACUUCAUAUCGUGAAGCUCAACAAAGUACACCACCACUUACUCUAUAUCGAUCACGUAUUUCUCCCAUACAACAUACUCAUCAAGAUACAAAUGAUGAUGAUGAUAGUCAUUAUUCGGUAAUAGUAAAUGAUACAAUUCAAUCAGGUGUUAGUAAUCGUUCUUAUUCAAAAGUGGAAUCAUUAAAAAUGUCAUCCAGUCAUUCCAAUAAACAACAAGCAUUGGAAGAGCAAAAAACAUCUGAAGAUACCAACGCCGAAACGGAAGAAGAGGGGGAACAAGAGAAAGAAGAAGAACAAGACGAUUCUCAUCUUUUAAAAUCAAAACCAACGACAUUCUCUAAAGUGCCAACAGCUCUUUCGACCGUGAAUACUUCAAUCAAGUCAGAAAAAGAUGAAAAAAUGAUACGAAGGAAACGAUUACGUUUUCGUUGGCAUUUACUUUACACGCUUAUUAGAAAUUAUCAUUUAUUCGAUUUAAGAAAAGAAAUACAAAGUCGACUUGCUCAUUUACAUUUACAAAAAAGUAUUCUUAUUGAGGAACAACAAUUUUCAGCAAUUAGUACAACUGAAGAACCAGAAACUACCAAGCCUACAACAGAAUCUAUGGUAGUAAGACCAUCUGAAGGCUUAGAAUCAUUACCAUCAGAUAUACCAACACCAAUAGAACGGCGACCUCCAUCAACUCAUCGUGUAUUAUCUGUGCCUGUAUCUGUAGUUAGUGAUUAUCCACAAAGUCCAGCUGAACGAUAUAUUGCAAAUCGUGCACGCAUGUUAUAUGAUGUUAUUGCUGAACAAAUGAAUACACCUCACAUUUCAUCUGUAUCACAAACACCUACAGUAAUCUCAUCAAGUAAUCAACAACAACGAACUCUUAUACAUACAACCUUAAGUGAUCAAAGUCUUGGUUUUCAUCUUUCUCCUGAUAUUAUUAUUCAUCCACCAUCUGAUAGUAGUACGAAAUCAAAAGAGAAACAAGUAAAUGAUUAUCCAAUGCGACGUGGAUUACAACAAGGAACAUUUGUGCCCUCAUUAUUUCAACCUUUACCUACGUCAAAUCAAUCCACAGCUGAUUAUCCACUAGCAGCUUCGUCAAUUUUAACUUCUCCAACAUUCUGUACACAAAUGAGUCAUGAUCAACAUAUGCAAGCAUGGCGUCAAAAUCAAGUAGAAAAAAUUCAGAAAAAACGGCGACAUUGUUAUAUGUAUGGUACACCAUCACAACAACCUUUAGUAGAUAGAGUUUCCACUGCUACCAUUCUUACACCACAAAUUCUUUCGACUACGAUACAACAACAAGCUCCACCAACAACAAAUGAUGGUAAAAUUCGACGAGAACCAACUCUUUCACCAUUUCGAUUUCCAAUUAAACCAGAUCAACUGCAUACUGCACCAUCAUCUACUACAAGUGAUAUUCAAGUAGAAACUAAUAAUCGAAAAUUGAAAAGAAAUCGUCGACAGAAAAAAAGUGUUGUUCCACGAAAAGGUAUGGAACGUCUUGAUGAAGAUGUACAAGAAACAUCUAAUGCAAACAAAUCAUUAAAAAUGACAUCAGCAUUAAUUCAUCGGAAAGAUGCCGACAGUAGUUCAUCUGAUGUUACAGGAGUUUAG
Rotaria sp. Silwood1 is the source of this 6153-nucleotide messenger RNA. The record is from the annotation of a GenBank genome assembly. Lineage: Eukaryota; Metazoa; Rotifera; Eurotatoria; Philodinida; Philodinidae.